CAGGGCCAGCAGCAACAGCCUGCACAGCAAGGAGCCGCCGCCCAACAGGGUGCUGGGGUGACUCCCGCGACUCCCGCUGCUACGCCCGGCGCUGGUCAGGGUGUCAGUGGCAUUGUGCCUACAUUGCAGUGAGUAUCCUUCGUGUAGCAACGUUUUGUUGUUGGCAUGUUGUUGACAUUUCGCGCUUUUAAGGAACAUUGUCGCCACGGUGAACCUUGACUGCAGACUCGAUCUGAAGACGAUUGCCCUCCACGCCCGUAACGCAGAGUACAACCCCAAGCGUUUCGCCGCUGUCAUCAUGCGUAUCCGCGAGCCCAAGACCACUGCUCUGAUCUUUGCCUCUGGCAAGAUGGUCGUCACUGGUGCCAAGUCCGAGGAUGAUUCGAAGCUCGCUUCUCGCAAGUACGCUCGUAUCAUCCAGAAGCUCGGCUUCAACGCAAAGUUCACCGACUUCAAGAUCCAGAACAUCGUUGGCUCCUGCGACAUCAAGUUCCCCAUCCGUCUGGAAGGUCUUGCUGCUCGCCAUCACAUGUUCAGCUCUUACGAGCCUGAGCUCUUCCCCGGUCUCAUCUACAGAAUGAUGAAGCCCAAGAUCGUGCUUCUCAUUUUCGUCUCCGGCAAGAUCGUCCUCACUGGUGCCAAGGUCCGCGAAGAGAUCUACCAAGCCUUCGAGAUGAUCUACCCUGUGUUGUCCGACUUCCGCAAGGCCUAAGUCAACUCCGCGAGGCUGCAUCAAUGCCCGGAGCCAAGACAGAGCCACCAAACAACCCUGCUAAACAACCACAACCCCUUACCGGCACUUGUAACAAUAGCCUCUUCCAUCUUCGGAUGUAUUAUCACCACUACUUCGAGGUCUUGCCAUCCUCAUUGGAUGUGUCUUGAGCAUUGCCCCCGCUUCUCGACACAUACCUCUCUUCCCCCUUUUGCAAUUGCAUGGCGCGGAGUUCCGGUUUCUUUCAAAGCUUUGAGCAUGAAGGCUUUUCUUCUUUUUCUUCGGACGGCGAUUUUCAAAAUCUCUUUUCGGGUCGGUACUUCAGCGAAGAUGGUCGAGUGUCUUUCACAUACCCCUUGGUCUUCUCUUUCUUUUCCGAUACCAC
This is a messenger RNA of Aureobasidium pullulans EXF-150, 1097 nucleotides long. RefSeq names its product TBP-domain-containing protein. The record is from RefSeq and is a predicted model, not a curated record. Lineage: Eukaryota; Fungi; Ascomycota; Dothideomycetes; Dothideales; Saccotheciaceae. Gene Ontology annotation, biological process: DNA-templated transcription initiation. The transcript is spliced from 2 exons. Gene Ontology annotation, molecular function: DNA binding; RNA polymerase II general transcription initiation factor activity. Bases 299 to 712 code for a protein of 137 amino acids.